Molecule: messenger RNA, 1356 nt
Organism: Pocillopora damicornis (cauliflower coral)
Lineage: Eukaryota; Metazoa; Cnidaria; Anthozoa; Scleractinia; Pocilloporidae
Product: E3 ubiquitin-protein ligase ubr3
Biological process (GO): protein ubiquitination; signal transduction; ubiquitin-dependent protein catabolic process via the N-end rule pathway
Cellular component (GO): ubiquitin ligase complex; cytoplasm
Molecular function (GO): ubiquitin protein ligase activity; zinc ion binding
Source: RefSeq, a predicted model, not a curated record
CAAGAGAUACUAUCAAAAUAUGUAAUAUGGCGGAUAAACACGGCUUCUCUGUGAGAGAGAAGCAGAGAAAAGCGGCGAAUUUCAAGGCUCUUUGCCACACGGAGAAAGGACGAAGCGAUAUACGAGGAUUUUUAGAUGACAUCCUUAGUCUACAACAUUCAUUCGAUGCAGAAAGUCAAGAUUGGUGUUUGUGGCUAAUCGCUAGUGGAACACCUCCAGAGGAAUUUAAAAAUGUCUUGAGGUCAUUCGACUCGCCGACAAUCUGUGGUCUGGUGUGGAAUAGAAACUUUGUGGCAUACCGAUGCAGGGACUGUGGAAUCUCGCCUUGUAUGUCAUUGUGUGCAGACUGUUUUCACGCAGGUAAUCACGAAGGCCAUGAUUUCAACAUGUUUAAAAGUCAGGCUGGUGGAGCGUGUGAUUGUGGAGAUGAAGAUGUCAUGAAAUCAGACGGGUUUUGUAGUCGUCAUGGGAGAAAGGACACACAUGUUAUCAGAACUCCCCCUCCAGCACUGUUGGACAUGGCUAAAUUUGUUAUUCCAAGGUUGUGUUUAAGACUGCAACAACAGUUGAAAGAAUUGGAACCAUAUGCAACAGAUACACCAUCUGAUGACAUGAGUGAUGCUGAAGGCCUCUUUCAUUUCCUAGUUCAGUUGUGUGACACAAAUACUAUGAAAAAUGUCACCGCUGAAUCCUUGAUCAUGAAAAUAGUAGAAGUAGAAGGACUAUUUAUAAAGGACUCAAGAUUAUCGUUGACUACGUCCAGGUCACAUCAUGGCAUUGGACACUCUUCAGUUCACAGAAUGGACAGCUCAGACUCGUUUUCAAGUUUCUUGUCUUCUGACAGUGUUGACGAUGUUGUAAACAAAACAUUUUUGGACUUUUUAAUGGAUUUUGUGACACAAUUUGAAUUUCCACAGAAAGUAGUGACAUUUCUGCUUCAUUUUUUACCAUGUGCUAAAUACAAGGAAGCAUUUACCAGAGUAUUCUGUGAAAAUUAUCAGAAGAUUGCCAAAGCACUGGUUCUGAACAGUGAUUCUAGUGACAGUGUGGACCAAUUGUCAAACCGAGUGGUACAUGUCAGUGUGCAGUUGUUCAGCAACAAAAUCCUGGCAGAGAAAGUUGUUCGGGAGCAGAAUCUUCUUCAUGUAAUGGUCAAAGUGUUGCAUGACAUGGCAAGACCUGCUCUUGUGACUUUUAGGCGAGGAGGUACACCUAUUGCUUUUAUUAGAUACAUGUAUUUCAAACUAGGGUAAAAAAGGAAGCUUGUUGAACAUGAUGGCCCAAAAAGUUCAGCGGCAGAAACAAGAUUGUCAAAGUAUGUGUAGCCCUUUGCACCAUAACAUCAGCAUGCAUAUU